Molecule: messenger RNA, 1810 nt
Organism: Gopherus flavomarginatus (Mexican gopher tortoise)
Lineage: Eukaryota; Metazoa; Chordata; Testudines; Testudinidae
Gene: ANKRD42
Product: ankyrin repeat domain 42
Exons: 12
Coding region: 381-1736 (451 amino acids)
Molecular function (GO): protein binding
Source: RefSeq, a predicted model, not a curated record
GGUGCCCUAGGUGGCUGCCUGUUUUGCCUAUGGCUAAGGACAGCCCUGGAUACCUGCAAGAAGAAGCAGAUACCUGGAAAAGCAGCAGGAGCAGCAGCAGAAUUCGAAGGUUGCCGUAGCAAUGAUCAACUGCUUUCCACCAAGCUACUUUAGCAGCAGCAAUGAACAAGCAGUUAACCAACUUAGAUCUGGCAGAUAAUGGCUGCAGAAUCCGCAACCCCCUGGGACAACAUUGACACCAGCUUUCCUGUGACAGAGCAGAAGUAUACCUUUCUAUAGAGGAAUCUGAGGGAUUGUGAAGAGAGUCUGUCAAGAAGAAGCCAAAUUAUGCUAACCUACAUGAGGCAGUGAAAGCUGGUGAUGUAGAACAACUUGCAUCAAUGUGUCUUCACUGGCUGCUCUGGCAUGGGGCUGAUAUAACAGCUUUAGCUAUAAGAGACUGGACAGCUGCUCACCUUGCUGCUAUCAGAGGUCAUGAUGCUUGUAUGCAGGCCCUUGUAAUGAAUGGAGUAAACUUAACAGCUCAAGAUGACCGAGGAUGCACUCCGUCACACCUAGCUGCAGCCCAUGGACAAUCCUACACUUUACAAACCAUCCUGCGGAGUGGAAUGGACGCAAACUUUUCAGAUAAGAAUAACUGGGAGCCAGUUCAUUAUGCUGCUUUUCAUGGCCGCUUGGGUUGUUUGCAGCUUCUUAUUAGAUGGGGAGCUACUAUAAAUGACGUGGAUAACAAUGGAAAUCUUCCAGCUCAUCUGGCAGCAAUGGAGGGCCACCUGCAUUGUUUUAAGUUCUUGGUUAGUAAAAUGGCCAGUGUGUCUCACACCUUGAAAGCCAGGAAUGACCAUGGGGAGACCCCAAAGGACUUGGCACAGAGGUUCUAUAAGGAUAAUAUUGUGCAGUAUAUCGACAGCGUGGAACAUGAGAGAAAUCAUCCAGAAGAACAGGAAAAUUUAGCAUUUCCAGCCCAUGUGGCUGCCUUCAAAGGGGACUUGGUGAUGCUUAGAAGAUUAGUGGAAAGUGGAGUCAUCAAUAUUAAUGAACGGGAUGAAAAGGGAUCCACUCUCAUGCACAAAGCUGCUGGACAAGGCCACAUAAGCUGCCUGCAAUGGUUGAUUGAAAUGGGAGCUGAUUGUGACAUUACAAAUGAAGCUGGAGAGACUCCAAAGGAUGUAGCCAAGAGAUUUGCCCAGCUGGCAGCUGUGGAGCUUUUGAGACAGGCAAUGGGAGACGAUUCUGAUGAAGAAUUAGAUGACAACGAUGUAAGGUUUUUUGACAGACAUGGCGUGGAAGGGAGCACAGACACCACGGAAGAUUUAAUUCUGGAUGAAGCAAAAAAAAGAGACGCCCGCAUAAGAGCCUACCAAAAGAUUGAAGAACUUCGGCAACUUCUAGAAAUUGCCUACAGCAACUACAAACAGCUGGGAGGAAUAACUAUAGAGGAGAGGAAGAAGAAGAAAGAAGAAAGGGAGGCUGAAAAGAUGAUUAGAGAGCUGGAGGCCCAGCUAGAAUACGAGCGAGUCCGUCGAGAGAAGCUGGAGUGUCAGCUGGAUGAAUACCGAGCAGAGACAAGCCACCUCAAAGAGUGUCUGGAGAAACUGCAGCUCACACCCACCAUCUUUGGGGUGAGUGUCUGCCCUCAGGAAGGUGAGGCUGCCUCUGAUUUAGGCAAAGAGAAAAAGAAAAUGAAGAAAAAGCCACCAGGCAGCCCAGGUGGAGUGUUUGUGAGACGAUACUGAGGCGUGAAAGGAGCGUUGCUGGUUUUUUUACAUCCAUCUUGUCAGACUGAGUGUUAGAGAAGGGCGAUCGCACA